Nicotiana tabacum (common tobacco) is the source of this 1128-nucleotide messenger RNA. RefSeq lists its product as uncharacterized. The record is from RefSeq and is a predicted model, not a curated record. NCBI's taxonomy places the organism in Eukaryota, Viridiplantae, Streptophyta, Magnoliopsida, Solanales, Solanaceae.
CAGUUAAGGAGUAAUAUCUCUUUGAAUUUUCUCUAUUCUCUUCUCUCUCUUUUUUUCCUUUAAAAGCCCACCAACAACAAAUGGAAAACUCAUUUCAGGCUCCUUUAAAAGAUCCUCCCAUUCCCUCUUCAUAUUUAUAAAAUGAGUCAACUUUGAUCAAUAUUAAAUAUUCUACUGGUUUCUUUGCUAUAACACCAAAAUGGAUGAGAGCAACUACUACUUUAAGAGAAGCCAUGUUCCAGCAUUUGGUAGCUGGGAUUGUAACGAUAAUGAAAUUCCAAUUCCUUUUACAGAGUGUUUUGAAUCAGCUAGGCAAGCUAGUUUGUUUCACUACAGCUAUUCUCAAGACUCUGAUUUGUAUGUCACUGGUGAUCUUUACCACAAUGAUAUUGUUACACCUACCAUGAUCGUUGUACCUCGUCGUAAGAAAAAGGCAAGUUACAAAGAAGAAAGAAAAGAUGCAUGGGUGGUGUGUGAUUUUGAGAAAGAAGCACCAAGCCCUGUUCCUAUAUCUCCUCCAACAGCUAAAAGUGUGCCCAAAAAUCCUAUUGAUGAAGAUCUCUACAAGAUUUCCCCUGAGUUGCUCUAUGCUAAGCCUACAAGGAAGGGCGUCCGGGCUAUCAUCUCGAGCUGUUUGCGGCCUGCUUGUGCUUGUUGAACCUGGUGGAAUAAUCUUAAUCAGAAGAAGAGAACAUCCAGAGAGUUAGAACGUGUAGUUUGGAGUAUUUUGUUGGGUUUAAACCAGUAAAAAGUGGCCCCAAAAACAAGAUAGAAUCUUCUCUUUUCUUAUAUAUAUUGCUAAACGUAUGUUUCUUCUUGGAAGUAUUUUGAUGUCCUAGUACUAUACUAGUGUUGAAGGGGAGCAAAGUUGUGUUCGUUGAUUUAUAGGUCACGGAUUCAAGUCGUGGAAUCAGCCAUUGAUGCUUGCAUUAGGGUAGAUUACCUACAUCAUACAUCCUUGAAUACGGUAUUUUCCCGAAUCAUAUAUAAAUGCAAAAUGUUUCGUGCACCGGAUUACCUUUUAGUACUUAUACUAGUGUUGGCUUUUGUAAUUUAAAAAAUUACGAGGUACUGUAUUGAGAGGUGGCAUUACAAGCAUAGAUUAAUGUAUGCGAAAAAUGAGAAAUC